Molecule: messenger RNA, 2758 nt
Organism: Galleria mellonella (greater wax moth)
Lineage: Eukaryota; Metazoa; Arthropoda; Insecta; Lepidoptera; Pyralidae
Product: D-3-phosphoglycerate dehydrogenase
Exons: 8
Coding region: 156-1139 (327 amino acids)
Molecular function (GO): phosphoglycerate dehydrogenase activity; NAD binding
Source: RefSeq, a predicted model, not a curated record
AGUAGCCGGCCGGCGAGUAUCAUAUUGUGUCGACAAUCGACUGUACACCUCAACCGAAGUUUGCAGUUAGUGAAGUUAGUCUACAUCCAUCCAUCGAUUAAGACAUACGUUUCGACACGUUUUGCAGUGCUGUUGAUCUACAAUAAGAAUCAAAAAUGAGCUUUGAAAUCAAAACAGUUCUGAUCGUUGAUGGAGUUGGCGCAAACUGCGCUGAGAUCCUGAGUUCCCAUGGAAUCCAGGUUACCACCAAGGCUAAAAUAACAAAGGAGGAGUUAUUGAAAGAAAUUCCUAAUUAUGACGCCUUGGUAGUGAGGUCUGCGUCCCAGGUGACAAAGGAGGUGCUGGAGGCUGGUACAAAAUUGAAAGUGGUGGCACGCGCAGGCGCGGGCGUCGACAACAUCGACGUCAUAACUGCUGGGCAGAAACGAAUUGGUGUUAUAAAUGCACCUGGUGCUAACGCUCUGAGUGCUUGUGAACUUACUUGUGCACUCACGAUGGCUCUAGCAAGACACAUCGUACCAGCUGCCACCGACUUUAAGAACGGAAGGUGGGAACGUACCAAGUACACUGGAACUGAGCUUAACGGCAAAACCCUGGCCAUUAUUGGGCUUGGUCGUGUUGGCAGGGAAGUUGCUGUACGCAUGAAAGCCUUCGGAAUGUCGAUUGUGGGAUUUGAUCCAUUUGUGAACGCAACUCAAUGCGAGGAGUUCAACACUACUAGGUUGGACCUUGAUCAAAUCUGGCCUAUUGCUGACUACAUCACUCUCCAUACGCCGCUCAUUGCAUCCACUCGAAAUCUUAUAAACGCUGACGUAUUAGCUCAUUGCAAGAAAGGGGUAAAGAUAAUAAACGUGGGUCGAGGUGGAUUGAUAAAUGAGGAAGAUCUUCUAAACGCACUUAACUCCGGACAGGUUGGUGGGGCGGCUUUGGAUGUGUUUGAAGAGGAGCCGCCGACGAACCCAAUAACUCUACAAAUAAUACAGCAUCCGUCUGUUCUCGGCACACCACAUUUGGGUGCCUCGACAAAAGAAGCUCAACUCAGAGUAGGCCAAGAAAUAGCUGAGCAGUUGGUAAACCUCAUCAAACCUGGAACCUACUCUACUCCUCUAGCAGAAGUCACUCGUGUUCUUCAAAAGUAAUUAAUAAAAUAUUCCGCUUAAUUGUUAUGAUUGAAAUAUUGUUGUUGAUGAAAUUUAAUUCAUUUGUGUGUGUGACAAAAUUGUAAAAAUAAAUUGAUUAAAUUAACUGUGGUGUCUGUGUCUGUCGUUAUGUUAGAUUCUAUAUUUUAGUCUUCCUUUUAUUAAAAUUAAAUUUGAUAACGUAAUAGUUGUUUGUACAUCCUAUAAUUGUUAUUUAAUAAAACAUUCAUAUAUAUGUAUAAUUACGAGACACACAAACAUUGGCAUUUCUAAUAAACUUAUGAAUUUUGGUUUAACUUUUUUUAGAGAUCUAGGUCGCACACAUUUAUAUUAUCGGUACUUCUUUAAUAAUCUUUUUACUUUAUUUUUACAUUUAAACAUUUUAAACAUUUACGACGACUUCAAAAGCAAUUAUUUUUCUUUAAAAAAAUAUAUUUUGUUUAAUUAAAAUUAUUUAUUUUAAUUUAACAGUUAUAUUCAAGUCGCUUUCUUAUUUCGGAUUCUUUAUGCAAAAUAGAAUAAAUCAAAACUCUGUAUACGCUGUCAGGGUACCACAAAAAAUAAGUCGGUCAGUAACCACCACGAUUUUCCAGGGGGAACCACGUGGAUGCAGGUCGACACCACAUGGUUCAUAAAAAAUAUUGCCAGAAAUGAGAUCUUUAGAUCCCAUUUCUAACAGUCCCUAUCUCCCCUGCCCAUUAGAUGAAAAUAAAUGCACUCAAAUAUUGUUUAUAUUAAUACCUUAUUAAAACUAUAUAAUAAAAACUAUAGUAUAUAUUUAGUUGCAUCCCGCGGUUUUACAUGCAUGAUUCAGUAUAUAAAGUACACUAUUUGCUAAUUUAGGAUCAAACUUACCAGUGUACCAUUUUUCUUUUUAAUCCGUUUAGUAGCUUUUACGGGAAAGGCUAAUAAAAACAUUAAUUGCAUAUAAGUCUUUAUCUAUGAGUAUUUAGUGUUACUCAUUUCUUUUUAUUUUUAUUAUUUUUUAUUUUACUAAGGAUUUUUCAUUUUAUGAAAUACAUACUGUAUACAGCAUAAAAUAUUGUCUUUUUUUGCUUACUUAGUUUUAAGUGCACUUUUUUUUUAUUAUAAUGUCACAUUACAAAUUAUGUAAUAGUUAUCUAAAGAGUUAUUUGUGUUGAUUUAUUGUGUACUCAAUCUUUUUUUUAUUAUAAUAUUUUUUUUUUGCAAAUGAAAACUAUUUUGAUUUGUUACUAAACUAAAGACACAUACGAUAUUUUUCUUCACUUACAUUUACUAUACUUGUUUAGACGUCGGUAAGUACACAUAUUUUUUUUUUAUAUAUUUUCUAUUAAUAUCAUUUUUAGUUAUAUAUUAUUGUCUAAAAAGUAAGUUGUUUUGAGUUAAACUUUUAUUUUAAUUGUACCCUUUAUCUCGAAAUAAAAUUAUCCAUUCCUAUUUGUUGUUACAUGUUUGCCAUACUUAUUAAUAAUUAUAAGUAUGGUAUACAGCAUUUUUUAUACUUUUUUAGAUGUAAGUAAUUUUAAAUACACUUCUAUAAUAGUUCCUUAAUUGCAAUUGCUUAAAAAGUUUCUUGGUUUGUUUACUGAAACUGUUGUUUGGUUUGUGUUUUUAUUAAAAUAAGAUUAUUAAUUCUA